AUGUUGGAGUUACUAAAGAAUAUGGCAUCCAGCCAAGUGACUUCUUUGCUUUCUGCAGGUAAAACCUUCUAUCGUUCGGUCAUUUAUGAUUUCUCAAUUGUUUCUUUUAUUCAGUUGCUCCAACCAGAUGGAUCGACGAUUCCAAUACGAGCUGCAGAACCCUUGAGUUUGAUUCAAGUGCCUUUUAACUUGGAUGCUUUAACAGAUGAAGAACGUCGACACUUAGAAAUGAAGCGACACAAAACUAAGAAACUCACGUUACGUCAAAACUCACGAAUGUCGAAAGAUGGAAUUAAUCCGAAGUAUACGGUCCUAUUACCAACCUACAACGAAAAGGAGAAUUUACCAGUAUGUAUUUGGCUGAUCGAAAAAUAUAUGAAAAAGGCCGAAUUUUCUUACGAGGUGAUUAUCAUCGAUGACAACAGCCCAGAUGGAACAAUGGAUGUGGCUAAGAAGCUAGAAAAUGAAUUUGGCAGCGAUAAAAUUAUUUUGAGGCCUAGAGCAAGAAAGUUAGGUCUUGGAACUGCUUAUACCCACGGAUUGCAAUUUGCUCGAGGAGAUUAUAUUAUUUUGAUGGAUGCUGACCUAUCACAUCAUCCGAAGUUCAUUCCUGAAAUGAUCAAGUUGCAACAACAUAAAAAUUAUGACAUUGUAACGGGCACACGUUAUGCUAAUGGUGGUGGUGUUUCGGGUUGGGAUCUCAAACGAAAAUUCGUCAGCCGUGGUGCUAACUUUUUAGCUCAGUUUCUGCUUCGACCCGGAGUUUCUGAUUUGACUGGUUCUUUUCGUCUUUAUCGCAAGGAUGUUCUAGCAAGGUUGAUUGCUGACAGUGUUUCGAAGGGAUAUGUGUUCCAGAUGGAAAUGAUGUUUCGUGCAAGCAAAUUGAAUUACCGCAUAGGAGAAGUGCCGAUCUCUUUCGUUGACCGUUUUUACGGUGAAUCCAAACUAAGUGGCCAAGAAAUUGUUGAUUACAUCAAAGGAUUGUUAUACCUUUUCAUUUUCGUUUAA
Acanthocheilonema viteae is the source of this 1008-nucleotide messenger RNA. The record is from the annotation of a GenBank genome assembly. Lineage: Eukaryota; Metazoa; Nematoda; Chromadorea; Rhabditida; Onchocercidae.